Messenger RNA from Suncus etruscus (white-toothed pygmy shrew), 1683 nucleotides. It is a transcript of the gene RBBP8NL, whose product is annotated as RBBP8 N-terminal like. The record is from RefSeq and is a predicted model, not a curated record. Gene Ontology annotation, molecular function: single-stranded DNA binding; flap-structured DNA binding; double-strand/single-strand DNA junction binding. Gene Ontology annotation, biological process: double-strand break repair via homologous recombination; DNA double-strand break processing involved in repair via single-strand annealing. Gene Ontology annotation, cellular component: site of double-strand break. The coding region runs from base 1 to 1683 and encodes 560 amino acids. Lineage: Eukaryota; Metazoa; Chordata; Mammalia; Eulipotyphla; Soricidae. The transcript is spliced from 13 exons.
AUGGAGAGCUUUGCUGAGUCUCUGAACAGGCUUCGAGACAUCCAUGAAACCGAGAUCCUGGGUCUGCAGAGCAAGCUCCUGGAGCUGAAUGCUGAGAGAUGCAGAGAUGCCCAGAGGGCUGAGGAGCUCAGUGCCAAGAACCAGCAGCUGCGGGAACAGCAGCGAGUGCUGAAGGAGAAUGUGCGGGCCUUGGAGAACAGGCUGCGGGCCGGCCUGUGCGAUCGCUGUGUGGUGACUCAGGAGCUGGCCAAGAAGAAGCAGCGCGAGUUCGAGGGGUCCCUCCUGCAAAGCCUGCAGCAUGUCUUCAUCCUCACCAACGAGAUGAGCCGCCUGCAGGAAGAGAACAACGGCUUGAAGAAGGAGGUGAAGAGGCUGCGGGGCCCAGGAGACAGACCACAGGCCCCCAGCAGGGAGGGUCCCUCCAGCCUUCCAUCACCGCCCUCCCCCAGCACCUGGAAGAAAGUAGCUGAGACACCAGCCAGGGGCUCCCCAGAGUCGGAGGACGAGCACCCAGAGAAGCUUUCGGGGUACAGGGCGUCCCCAGGAGCCAGGCUCUCCCCCAGUGCCAGUGGUCCCGAGGCUCGGUCUUCAGACAUGAGCCCUCAGCGCAUCUCCAACCAGCUGCACGGGACCAUCGCGGUGGUACGGCCUGGCUCCUGGGCUCCUCAGCCCACUCGCGGGGCACCCCCAGUGUCACAGGCCUGCAGUGGCCCACCCAGCCCCCCUGCAGACAGCUUCCUGCAGCCGCCCGCUGGGACCUACGUGUCCCUGUCCUGCUCAGGCCGGGCUGGCCACCUCUGCCUCCUGGAGCCUCACCUAGCCUUGCGCCUGCAUAGCCCCCCAGAUGGCCCCAAAGCCCAGGGCCCGAAGGCGGGGGCGGACGAGGCCUGGGAGGACCCCUCUAACUCACCCACAACUCUACCGCGGAACCCACAGCUGGAGGGGGCCUUACAGCUGCUCCUAGCCCGGCAGCUGCGGGUUCGUGGGCUGGAGGGUGGGGCCCGGUCCAGGCGACCCCCCACCCCCGAGAGCCCCGAGGACAAGGUGCCUGGGAUAGCCAUGCAGAAGGGGCUGCCCCCUAGGUCUCCCAGCCCAGGCUGCCCCCCAAGCAAAGAGACCUCAGCUGUGGGGGACUGGCUCCCGGACAAGCCCUUGGACCUUUCUGAAUGGGGCCGGAUUCGGGGAGUCCUGAAGCCCACCAGCCCCCCAAAUGCCAGCCCUGAGCCCCGCCAGGCAGCCAAUACACCAGGACAGCUCAGACUCUGGGCACUCAGCAAUGGUGGUGUUCAGAGGGAGGAAGGGCAGAAAGAGCGCCCCACUCCUCAGGAGCACCCACGCCAGUCCCCGGGGUCCCCACUGAACCAUUCCUCCCCAGAAGGGACGGGAGAGGAGCCCAGAGACCAUGAAGCCAAGGGACAGCGGCCGGAGCUGGAGCAGCAAGAGGAACCGGACCCCCCAGGCAGUGAGGUGGCCAUGGAAGAGACUAUGGAGGGGGGCCUGCAUUCUUGUGAAGAUCCCAGUCUGAGGUUGCCGCCCAAGAGGAAGCAGAGCUUGGAAGCCUGUAGUGAACCCUCCAAGAAGCCAGCCCCAGGCCGAAGCACCUGGGUGUCCCCCACCACUACGGGUCCCUGCAGUCCCUCUGAAAAGACUCAACUGCAGGCAGGCAGCGAGACUCAGACAUGA